AUAUUUUAUACACCGGUACUUUAACUGGUCUAAAAGUAAACGGCAAGAACCUGAUUUUCUAGAAAACUCAAAAUAUAUUCUAAGUCCAUCGGUCGAUAGCCUGUUAAAGUCUAAGCAAUAUUGAGGUAAGCCCACUUUGUGCGGCUUUGCGAAAAUCCGAUUUUUCUCUUUUCGUUCUUGCUUGGAGAGCACGUGUUAAGCAACGCUUCUCGACGAUCAUCAGUUUCUUCUUGUUCUUUUGCUUGCUCUCGCGAACUGUGUGCUGUUAUUAAAUCGUCUUGUAAACGAGUGUCAGUCGUCUUUUUCAAAAUGCCUAAGCUAACACUACGACAAGCGCACUCAAGAGAAACUUGAAAGACGUUUUUGAAUAAAAGUGAUGAGGUCGAGAAAGAAGAAGAAGAUGAUUUUCUGGAGAAGAUGGACGUUGAUGAAAAUGAAGACGAUGAACAACUGGAUUUCAACGCCAGACUCUCGUCAAAUGAUUUGGCUGACUUAUUCGAACUUUGUCGAGCCAAAUGUCCGGUCAAAUAUCUGUCGGUUCUCGUUUACAUGAGUCUACGAAAUGAUUAUGGAGAUAUAUUUGAAUCAUUGAAUAAAUGGAAUGAAGUGGAUUUAAUUGAAGAUAAAAUUAAAUUAGAAGGUUAUGAACAACUUUAUUCACUUAUUAAAACAGAAAAUGGUUCAAUUUAUAAAAAUAAUGUUUUAUUUGAUGAAAAAAUCUUCAUUGAAAUAUUUGUAAAUCGAAUAUGGAAAAACGUGAAAAAUAUUCCAAUCAAAACAUUAAAAGAUUAUUUUAAUAGUUUUGGAAUAAUUCUAAAAACUUUAAAUACUGAUUCAGAAAUUUUAAUUUUAUUAGCUGAAUCUUAUCAAAACUUAAUUGGAAAAGAAAUGAAUAAAGAAUUAAUUGAACUAUUCGAUCAAUUCGAUUUAUUAAUGUAUGAAAAGUACCAAUAUUUAGCAUCGAAUGUUGAAACAGAUUUUGCAAACUUGAUGUUAAAUGUUAAACGUAAAAACCGUAUAUUAAAUAUAACUUUUAAAUAUUUAUCAAAUAGUUUAAAAGAAAAAAAUAUUGAAUCUAUUGGAUUCGAAAGAAAUGAAUUGAUUAAUACAAUAUUAGCAAUAAAAAAUACUUUUGAAACAAAUAAAUUACAAUUACAGGAUAUUGUCAAUUGCUGUGAACAAUUAAACAAAGUAUUAAUCCAAACAUCUUGCAUUGUCUUAAAAUAUUUAAAAAUCAAUUGA
Molecule: messenger RNA, 1242 nt
Organism: Didymodactylos carnosus
Lineage: Eukaryota; Metazoa; Rotifera; Eurotatoria; Philodinida; Philodinidae
Source: the annotation of a GenBank genome assembly